CUGUACUUAAAUUUAACAGCUGACAGCUAUUCAACCUAAUCCAUUACAUAACUUUCUAUCAAAGUUAUCUGACAUUAUCAAGAUGAAUUUGUUCUGACACAGUUUUCAUUUUCUAUAAGAUAAGAUAUAGCAAAUAAUAUGGGAAAUGUUGAAAGUGUUUGAAUAAAUUUUGGUUUGACUGUACGUAGCAUUAUGAAUAUAGCUUAUCAAUAGGCUUGACGCAUGUUGAUCUAUACGAUUAACCUAAAAAGAGAAAGACUAAAAUUUGCCCUCCAAAGUAGUGAGUAUCAAAGUCUGUAUGAUUUUUAUGUAAGUGGUGUAUGAUGUCCGGGUACAGAAGGGGUCAUGGAGCCACUAAUCUCUCUGGUCAAGUUCUUAACAGAUUUAGCACAGACAUGACAGCAGUUCCCACAGUCUCAAAACGUGAUUCAGAUGUCAAAGCAAACCCUCAAGCCAAUUGAGCAUCAACAGAUCAUGAUGACAGUGUUCGCCAUCAUUCAAUCUUUUUCUGCCACCGGCUUAAAUAUUAUUAUCCUGUAAGUGUGCUUGUGAUAGAUAGGGGAAUAAGGGGUAAAAUGGUAGCAGGUGAAGGUUCGAAGAAAUCCUCUGCUAUGGGCAUGGAGGGUGGGUGAGUGUGUGUAAGGGCAGGGGGUGGAAAGUGAGGCUCGGGUUACCCUCAGGCGCAAAUCAAGGGAGAGAACAGGCUGUGUGUAUGCAUGUGUUAUAUGGGGGUAUGUUACCUCCCAAAAAAGCCACCAGUGUCUUCCACACGUGGAAGAGAGUGGGAGAGAUCCGUGUGUCAGUUAUUCAUUAUCCGAGAACAUGGGAAAAGGGUACGGACAUGAAGGCAGCCCUGAGGCUGCUCCAGCGGGAGAAAAGAGAAAGAAGAAAGAGAAGGAUUUAAAUGAGCUGAAGAAAGAGGUGUCGCUGGAUGAUCAUAAACUGUCUCUAGAUGAGAUUAGCGCUCGCUAUGGAGUUGACCUCACCACAGGUUUGACCCAAAAGAGAGCGAUGGAAAUUCUGGCACGCGAUGGUCCGAAUACACUUACUCCGCCGCCUACCACACCAGAGUGGGUGAAGUUCUGUAAGCAGCUGUUUGGCGGUUUCUCUAUCCUGCUGUGGAUCGGUGCCAUCCUGUGCUUUCUUGCGUACAGUAUUCAAGCGGCCACCGCGGAUGAACCCGUCAAUGACAACUUGUAUCUGGGUGUGGUGCUUUCCGCUGUGGUCAUCGUCACUGGCUGCUUUUCCUAUUAUCAAGAAGCCAAAAGUUCCCGGAUCAUGGAGUCUUUUAAAAACAUGGUGCCUCAGCAAGCUAUGGUGAUCCGUGAUGGAGCGAAACUUGAGAUCAAUGCAGAGGAGGUGGUUCAGGGAGACCUGGUGGAGAUCAAGGGUGGAGACAGAAUCCCAGCAGACCUUCGGAUCAUCUCCUCCAGCGGAUGCAAGGUGGAUAACUCCUCUCUCACGGGAGAAUCAGAACCUCAGACCCGCUCUCCACAAAGCACACAUGAAAAUCCCCUGGAGACCAGAAACAUCUGCUUCUUCUCCACCAACUGUGUGGAAGGUACAGCCCAUGGUAUAGUCAUCAACACAGGCGAUCACACAGUGAUGGGCCGCAUUGCGUCUUUAGCCUCAGGUCUGGAAGUGGGUCAGACCCCCAUCAACAGGGAGAUCGAGCACUUCAUUCACAUCAUCACGGGCGUGGCCAUCUUCCUAGGCGUGUCAUUCUUCAUCCUGUCUAUCAUCCUGGGCUACAGCUGGUUGGAGGCCGUCAUUUUUCUUAUCGGCAUCAUCGUUGCCAAUGUCCCUGAAGGGCUGCUCGCCACUGUUACUGUGUGUUUGACUCUAACAGCCAAGCGUAUGGCUCGUAAGAACUGCCUGGUGAAGAAUCUUGAAGCCGUUGAGACUCUGGGUUCCACAUCCACCAUCUGCUCCGAUAAAACUGGAACUCUGACUCAGAACCGCAUGACUGUUGCUCACAUGUGGUUCGACAACCAGAUCCUUGAGGCUGAUACUACUGAGGACCAAUCAGGCUGUGGGUUCGAUAAAAGCUCUCCAACUUGGUUCUCCCUAUCCCGAGUGGCAGGGCUCUGUAACCGUGCUAUCUUCAAACCUGGACAAGACGACAUACCUGUUCGCAAGAGGGACACAUCAGGUGACGCAUCAGAAUCUGCUCUACUAAAGUGUGUUGAGCUCUCAUCCGGCAGUGUUGAAACACUCAGACAAAACAACCCUAAAGUAGCGGAAAUCCCGUUCAACUCAACCAACAAAUACCAGCUGUCUGUUCAUGAGUCGGAGGACAGUCCCACUGGGCAUCUGCUUGUGAUGAAGGGAGCACCGGAGAGAAUUCUGGACAUGUGCAGUACCAUCAUGAUCAGUGGUCAAGAAUUACCACUGGACGACAACUUGAAAGACGCAUUUCAAGGAGCCUACAUUGAGUUGGGUGGACUGGGCGAGAGAGUUCUGGGUUUCUGUCACCUAUAUCUUUCGACCUCUCAGUUUCCAAGUGGAUUUGCGUUUGAUACUGAUAAUGUGAAUUUCCCCAUCAAUCAGCUCUGUUUUCUGGGCUUAAUGUCUAUGAUCGAUCCUCCCCGAGCCGCAGUACCAGACGCUGUGGGCAAAUGCCGCUCUGCUGGCAUUAAGGUUAUCAUGGUAACGGGUGACCAUCCCAUAACAGCCAAGGCCAUCGCUAAAGGUGUCGGCAUCAUCUCGGAGGGCAAUGAGACGGUGGAAGAUAUUGCAGAGAGACUUAAUAUACCUCUGAGCCAAGUCAACCCACGAGACGCUAAGGCUUGUGUGGUUCAUGGUUCAGACCUGAAGGACAUGAGCUCUGAAUAUCUGGACGAUGUUCUGAGGCACCACACGGAGAUUGUGUUUGCCCGCACUUCACCUCAACAAAAACUCAUAAUCGUGGAGGGCUGCCAGAGACAGGGUGCUAUAGUGGCAGUGACAGGUGAUGGGGUGAAUGACUCUCCCGCUUUGAAGAAGGCUGACAUUGGUGUUGCCAUGGGAAUCGCGGGCUCAGACGUCUCCAAGCAGGCUGCUGACAUGAUCCUGCUGGACGACAACUUUGCCUCAAUUGUUACUGGAGUGGAGGAAGGUCGCCUGAUUUUUGAUAACCUGAAAAAGUCAAUUGCGUACACACUUACCAGUAACAUCCCUGAGAUCACACCCUUCCUGCUCUUCAUCAUCGCCAGCGUGCCGUUGCCCCUGGGCACCGUCACCAUCCUCUGCAUCGACCUGGGCACUGACAUGGUUCCUGCAAUCUCUCUGGCAUACGAGUCUGCAGAGAGUGAUAUUAUGAAGCGUCAGCCCCGAAACCCUAAAACUGACAAACUGGUGAAUGAGAGGCUCAUCAGCAUGGCUUACGGGCAAAUCGGUAUGAUCCAGGCACUUGGAGGUUUCUUUACCUAUUUUGUGAUCAUGGCUGAGAAUGGUUUCUUGCCCUCAUGGCUGUUGGGGAUUCGGCUGGACUGGGAUGAUCGUACAGUGAACGACCUAGAAGAUGCCUAUGGACAGCAAUGGACUUACGAGCAGCGCAAGGUCAUUGAGUUCACCUGUCACACCUCAUUCUUCAUCAGCAUUGUCGUGGUGCAGUGGGCUGACCUCAUCAUCUGCAAGACGCGAAGGAACUCCGUCUUCCAGCAGGGCAUGACGAAUAGGAUUCUCCUUUUUGGCCUGUUUACAGAGACAGCUCUGGCAGCCUUCCUGUCCUAUUGUCCUGGUAUGGACAUUGCCCUUAGGAUGUACCCACUCAAGAUUAUGUGGUGGUUCUGUGCUUUCCCGUACAGUCUCCUAAUCUUUGUGUAUGACGAGAUCCGUAAAUUAAUCCUGCGCCGAAAUCCUGGAGGUUGGGUGGAAAAAGAGACCUACUAUUAACAAGCAAAUAAUGUGCAAUCUCUCCCUCUCUCUCUCUCUCUCUCUAUGUAUGUGUGAUGUUACAUCCAUAGACAUAUGUUUACAAUAUGUAUUUUCUGAAUGUCACUAUUUGUUAUAAUUUGAUUUACAACCAAAAGUCUUCUGCAUAUUUAAAUUUCAACUUUUUUGCUGUGAAUUUACCGCCUUUCUUUUGCUAUUUGUUCUUUUUUUCAAGUUUGCUCUUUGUGUGUGAAAUGUAGUACAACUUUGGUUCAAAUUACAGUGCCCUCCACUAUUAUUGGCACCCUUGGUAAAUAGCAGUGUUGGGAAUAUCGCAUUACAAAAGUAACGAUAUUACAGUAAUAUAUUAGUUUUUGCUGUAACGCAGUAAUAUAACGCAUUACUAAUAAAAUGUGGGUAAUAUUAUACCCGUUACAAUCUCAGUAACGCACGUUACCACCAACGUAUUUACCACCUGAAAUUCUUACCAACACAUUCCAUUCCCAAAAAUAUAUUUUACCAUAUAUUUAACUCGAGUAUUUAAACACGUCAGAAAACCCCGACUGUGGGCACUCGACAACGCAUUGUCCGCCUUAAGUUUAGAGCUUGUUAAUCGACAUCACGCCAUGUUGAAUGUUGCGCUAUCUUGGGAGGAUGGCUGCUAGUGCGUUCAAUGCAGUGUUUUGUUUUUCUAGUUUAAUUAGGAAAUAUAACUAUGGUAGGUCGGUCUUGCUGUGUUAAAAACUGCAAUAGCAUUACGCAGAGUUGCUCAGGAAAAGCCCAUGGUUCUUUCACUUUCGAUUUCUCCAUAUAUCAAACAAAACAAGUAACGGUACAUAUCAAAACAAUAAUAGCAGUGUUUCCUCCCAAGAUGGCAGUGCCACAGCAACAUGCAACAUAGGGCGUGACGUCAGCUUCACAUUCUCUAUUGUCAAACUAGUAUUAGUUUUGCAGAAAGUUUGUUUAAUUAACAUUUUUUUAUAUUGCGGUAGUCCAUGUAUAUUACCUGAUACAGACAUUGACACUCGAAUACUAAAGUAUUAAUUCCUGCAGUGCAUUGUUUUCACUGGCAUUGUAGACAGGCAUUGUAGGGGCAGUUGUGGCCUAAUGGUUAGAGAGUUGGACUCGUGACCAGAAGGUUGCCGGUUCGAUUCCCAGGGCCGGCGGGUAACAACUGAGGUGCCCUUGAGCAAGGCACCUUACCCUUACUUGCUCCCCGGGCGCUGCAGUGAUAGCUGCCCACUGCUCCGGGGGUACGUGUGUUCACUACUCUCUGGAUGGGUUAAAUGCAGAGGUCACAUUUCGUUGCCUUGUACCUUCGUACAUGUGCAAUGACAAUAAAAUUGAAUCUAAAUCUAAAUCUAGACAGGCAUACGGUUAUAGCCUACAGGUAUUUGCCGAUUGGUUGAUGCGGUGUUUGUCCUGCCCCUCCUGAUUGGAUGGCCGAGUAAAAAGUGACAUUGAUGAGCACAAUCAUUAUGCAUUAACACUUCGCCCUCCACUGGAUGUACAAUGAGCAAUACUCUAUAUUUUAACGUUUUCGAAUGCAUACUCUGCUGAAAAAGCGAUAGAAACCAUCACAUAAAUUUUACUGAAUUUAAUAGUUAUGAUGGGAAUUUUAUCGGUUGUAAUGGAAACAAAAGUCUCUACUGGUAUGUGUUGGGUUCUGUUGACGAGGCCAUUAAUCAUACUCAAAUAAUGUCCAAAACACACUACAAAAAAGGUAUUUAAUGAAACCUAAUGGUUUCCAAUAGAGUUAUAAUGGAAACCAUUAGAAUUUCUGUGGUGGGUUUUUUCAGCAGGGUAGUCAUACUUUUGUGGUUAUUUUGGUUAAAGUAACUCAGAAGUAACGCAAACGUAUUGUAGGGUAGUGUGGUGUAACAUUACAAUUCAAAGACAGUAAUGUUGUAUCAUAACUAAUUACUUUUAAAUGACAGUAACUAGUCAUAUAUAAUUUAUUACAUUUUGGAGGUAACUUUCCCAACACUGAAUAUGAGCAAAGAAGGCUAUCACAAUGGGUAAAACCAAAGAAUAUAGUUCUGAUGUGCAGUAAAAGAUUGUUGAGCUACACAAAAAAGAAAGUGGGUUUUAAAAGGAAAUGGUUGAAACAAUAAACAUUCCCAUUUCCAACAUCAGGGCAAUAUUUAAGAAAUUUUAAUGGACUGGAGAUGUCGCAAAUCUGCCUGAAAGAGAAUGUGUGUCUAUAUUGCCUUAAUGCACAGCAAAGAGAAUAUUUUGAGUGGUCAAAGACUUUUCAAACAUCACAGAUAGAGAAUUGCAGAAAUUAGUUGAAUUUUAGUGUCAGAAAAAAUUGAAUACAAACAAACGAAAACUGCACCUCCAUCACCACAAGUUGUUUGGGACAUUGUUCAAGAAACAAAUCUGCUCUCUUGCAAAAAUAAACUCCACCAUAUUAAUCUGCCAUACUGCUUAAGUUUAUUAAGUUCAUGAACUGAAUUCAACCAGGACUGGGGUCUAUGGCCAUAUGAAAUGAAAAAGAGGGUUUUUUUGCAGCAAUAACACAAGAUAGUUUGGUCUUGUUUUGUGCACACAUAAAAAAGUGUUAAAUAUACCACCAGAUCUUCAUUGUUGUGAACCUGUUUUUAUACCAGAGGUUCUGGACAUCUUGAUCAGAUACAUGGCAUCGUGUAUUAUAUCAAACCAGCAGAUAUAAAAUCAGAAAUAUUAUAAUGGGUCGUGGUUAGAUCUUCCAUCAGCACAUUGGUUCAAAACAAACAUCCUAAUCAACAAAAAAUGGGUCACUGAACACAAAAUCAAGAUCCUGCCAUAGCCGUUCCCUGACCUGAACCCUACAGAACAUGAUUGGGAUGAACUGAAAAAGAGGGAGCACCAACAUUUGAAGGAUGUGGAGAAAUUCUUUAUGGAGGAAUGACUUGUGUGACUCUCAAUGUAUUCUCAAACCUCAUCAGACUGAAAAGAAAACCCUCUGGGCUGUUUUUCUUAUAAAUUGAGGUUGCGGAGUGAAUUAAAUACAAGGAAGCCAAUAAUUGUGGCCAACAUGUAUGGAAGAAAAAAACAUUUUUACAAUGUGAUAUUCCCCCUACUUCACAUUGUUUUCAUUCAAUCAAAUGCUGUAAUUUGGAAGAUUUUUUAAAUAAAAGAUCAAAAGGAGAAACAAUGCAGAUUUAUUUUUACAGCAUGCCUUUGCUCAUAUUUACCAAGGGUGCCAAGAAUAGGAGGGCACUGUAUAUUUGUUAGUUUAUAUGCCUUGUAAGCUUUGAUUCAUACUUUUUGGUUUACUUAAUCCUUAUUAAAAUUUUAUCGCAGUGUUACUAAACUUUCUACUGAACUACUACAAUUUAAAGCCUCUUAUUUUGUCAUCUUGUUUAAUACAAAACAAAUUACCUAUAAAGUUGCAUAAAUACCUCAAUAAUAAUAAUUUGUUACAUUUAUAUAGCGCUUUUCUGGACACUCAAAGCUCUUUACAUUGAAGGGGGAAUCUCCUCAACCACCAAUAUGCAGCAUCCACCUGGAUGAUGUGACGGCAGCCAUAUUGCACCAGAACGCCCACCACACACCAGUUUAUUGGUGGAGAGGAGACAGAGUUAUGAAGCCAAUUUGUACAUAUGGGGAUGAUUAGGAGGCCAUGACGUAUAGAGGCGAAUUUGGCCAGGAUGCCGGGGUUACAUCCCUACUCUUAUUCGAAGGACAUCCUGGGAUUUUUAAUGACCCGAGAGAGUCAGGAGCGCGGUUUAACGUCUCAUCCAAAGGACUUCUGCUUCUGACUGUUGACUGACAUGCUUUGUCUAUAUUCACUUUGUGAAACCCUUUAUAAAAUGUUGUCUUAUUUCCUAAUUUGUGGUU
This is a messenger RNA of Triplophysa rosa, 7680 nucleotides long. RefSeq names its product ATPase Na+/K+ transporting subunit alpha 2a (gene atp1a2a). NCBI's taxonomy places the organism in Eukaryota, Metazoa, Chordata, Actinopteri, Cypriniformes, Nemacheilidae. The coding region runs from base 823 to 3876 and encodes 1017 amino acids. Gene Ontology annotation, molecular function: ATP hydrolysis activity; ATP binding; P-type sodium:potassium-exchanging transporter activity. The transcript has 24 exons. Gene Ontology annotation, cellular component: membrane. The record is from RefSeq and is a predicted model, not a curated record. Gene Ontology annotation, biological process: sodium ion export across plasma membrane; intracellular sodium ion homeostasis; proton transmembrane transport.